This is a messenger RNA of Paraglomus brasilianum, 724 nucleotides long. The record is from the annotation of a GenBank genome assembly. NCBI's taxonomy places the organism in Eukaryota, Fungi, Glomeromycota, Glomeromycetes, Paraglomerales, Paraglomeraceae.
AAGUGAUUUUCAACGUUUACUCAAAUCUUCUGCUGGAAAAGCUGCAGCUCUGGCUUGCGUAUUUUGGGAAAUGGCCGAUGCGGUUCUUAAAGAGCACUACACGGAUAUAUAUAAGAAGCUUGCAGACGAAAAGCCUCCUAAAUGGGAAUUCAAACUGUUUAUUCCGCGAAAGCGUCAAAAAAAAUUGAAAGGCUUUUCUUCUCCUGCAAGCGCCAAAAUACUUCCUUCGGCACAACAUUUAGGCAAGAAAGAUACCACCGACCCUUGUCCUUCCACUCCAUCAGUUGCGUUACCCGAUAACCAACCUGAAUUAGAUUUAAAUUGUACUAGUAAUAACAUUUACACCGAAAUACUUCCUUCAGCACAACAUUUAAACAAUGAAUAUACCAUCGACCCUUCCACUCCACCAGAUGCUGAUAGAAGGUUACCCGAUCACCAACCUGACAUUCAACAGUUGCACGAUUAUUUCGAAUUUUACGAAGGUCCAAUAUUGUUUCCCUGUGCCCAAGAAUGGCUUUGGAACUCGCCCCCGGUGAUUGUACCAAUACCGUUGAUACCGUUAACACAUAACAAUUGUAGCAAUUACGAAGUUACUAGUUCAUAUCCAACUGUUGAGUAUGGAAACGAGCUUGAUUGCUUAUCUGAAUAUUAUGCGUUGCUUUGUCUUGAUGAAAAGUUUGAAUUCAGUGAGAGAGAUGGGAUUCUCAAAAAUGAAAAAGGCUGA